AUGAUAAGGCGAUUUUUACGGUUGUACUCUAUUAAAAGAAACACGCAUUUGAUAUUAGAGGACCUUCAAUCUAUAAAAUUCAAUAAAGAUGAUCUGAAGGCUAUUGAUUCUGCAUUAAAAUUAGUUACUGUGAAACAGACUACCUCCAGCAGCAAGCUAAGCCGCACUAGGGCUAAGCAAGAGUACAUUGACAGGAAACUUGAAGUAAUACGCAAUAUUUUUCCAGGUGAACCGGACUCUGAGUACGUGUCGAUGGAACCGCCAAAUGAUUUGAAGAAUCCUUAUUUUGACGUUUAUUCCAAGACUGUUCUAGAUGAGGACGGGAACAUCAAAUUUGCCGGUACUGAAAGACUAUCUGUGACAAAACUUUUAACUAAAAGAUGGUGCGAACUAAAUCAAAUGUACGAUAUAUAUUCCCGACUUCCAAUAUUUGAGCACCGACAGUUGAAAGUUGGAAAAGUUGAGCAUGAAAAGCUAGAAAAGGCAAUUCAUGGUGUUGCUCCUGCCGUUGAAGAUUUCAUGGAAACGUACGAAUGGGAAUUAGCUGAAGAUGAUACACAUCAGUUAGCAGAUAAUUGGUUCCAGUGUAUUCACAGGUUACUUACUCUAUUUAGCUCGGGUGAAGCUCGUGAAAUUCUAUGCCACGGGUAUAUCGAUUCAAGAUCUUGCCAGUUGAUAGAAGGGCAAGUUAAGGAUGAUAGAGACAUCUUGAUAAGUGGUAUCAUUGAUCACGUAGUUCUAUUUCACGUAAACAACAAUAAGCCUAAAUCUCUCGAGCCGGCUUUGAGAGAGAAAAAUGGCUUUGAUUUAUUAAAGAUCAUUUCAUUCCUUGGAGACACCAUUCCGCAGGCAGAAGACCUAAAAAUCGCAGUGGGCGACGUUAAGACACGUCCUAGAGCAAUUGUACCCAACCAUGCUUCCGUAGUACGAGCAUCAAAGCUUCAGGUCAUGUAUUACCGAUUUUUUUUGGAAAACUUGGGAAAAGACCCCGAAAUCGCAUACCAGAAACUAAUACUGAAUGCUACAAGGAGGGACAUAAACAUUGACACACCAAUCAACAUAUCAAAUCUCAUCUAUUUCAUGGAGAUUGACCCUGCCAUAAGACCUGACCUUGAAAGGAUAAUGCUUGGAGAACCAAUUGGGUUUGAACCUUUUGAUAGAUAUUACCAAUCGGAAUUGGAAAACGGCGACGAGGAUAACAUUGCUAUGCCUUCGGAAAUUGGCGAAGCCAAUGAGUAUAAUCUUUCUCAAUACGCAGAUUUGACAAUGGAAGAGAGUACACUUGAAAAAUAUGGUACGUUUUACCAAAAAUGGGCGAAUCCGCCAACUUUAAGAUACUUCGCUGCUAGAUUGGCUCAAUUGUACGGUACAUUAUUACCGUUAUUAUCCAAUGAUCUAAUGAUAGAAUACUACACUGGUGAUUACAAAUUUUAUACUGAUAAAUUUCAAUAUGAUUCGGCAUUGUUAAAGCAAGAGUGCCACAGCAGCUCCCAAUUUUGGUUUGGGAAACGAUCCGUUGAACCUAUUGUGCCAACAAAGAAGAAUCUAGUGACGUUUUGUAAGUACUGUGAUUUUCAUGAUGUCUGCGGAUGGAGAGCUAAUGGCAACAAGAUGUUCAAACAACUAGGUCCUACCUUAGAAGAGAUAAGUAAACUCUAG
Molecule: messenger RNA, 1659 nt
Organism: Kluyveromyces lactis
Lineage: Eukaryota; Fungi; Ascomycota; Saccharomycetes; Saccharomycetales; Saccharomycetaceae
Gene: EXO5
Product: Exo5p
Exons: 1
Coding region: 1-1659 (552 amino acids)
Biological process (GO): interstrand cross-link repair
Cellular component (GO): mitochondrion; nucleus
Molecular function (GO): single-stranded DNA 5'-3' DNA exonuclease activity
Source: RefSeq, a predicted model, not a curated record